Soboliphyme baturini is the source of this 228-nucleotide messenger RNA. NCBI's taxonomy places the organism in Eukaryota, Metazoa, Nematoda, Enoplea, Dioctophymatida, Soboliphymatidae. The record is from the annotation of a GenBank genome assembly.
AUGGUCAAGGCGAGGUCGUCGCUGGAGGGCUUCACUGUCUGUCACGGUAACGGCUCAAGGCUAAGAGGCAGCGGCAGCUACAGGAAACCCAGCCCUUCGAGUGAGCAAUGCGGUUUCUUACCGGAUGUGCCAGUGACGGCGCACGACGAAGUUUCGGUCGAACAAUCAUCGUGCAAGAGCAUUUGUGCGGAAGACCUCGUUAUAAGGACACGGAUGAUCAAAAAGUAA